UCAGCCUCACUGAGAGCAAACAUAAAGACUUUUAUACAUUUAAAGUAGUCAACAGCAGGGGGAAGUUUGUCUCCCUGGAAAAAUACCGGGGUUUGGUAAGUCUUGCUCUGAAAAGAUCAAUAUUAUAUCGGUACUGUGUAAAGUCUUUGCUCUAAUGCUCUCUCUGCAUGUCAACCGGUUGCGUUAAUGAAUGUUGCAUGGGAAUGUUUUCUUUAUUUUUCCCACUAAGCAUUUCUUUAUUAGAUACUAACACACUGCUUCAGCGGAUCAGUCUGACUAUCCUGCUCGGGAUGUCCCAUCAUGUAGCCCCGCUAGCCUACGUGGCAACAGGCCUGCAGAGCACCUGCAGCUGCAGAGCUCCACACAGCUUUCAUUCACUCCAGGUGUCCCUGGUGGUGAAUGUAGCCAGUGAAUGUGGCUUCACUGAGGAACACUACAAAGACCUGCAGCAGAUCCAGAGGGACUAUGGGCCGUAUCACUUCAAUGUUCUGGCCUUCCCCUGCAACCAGUUUGGGCAGCAGGAGCCCGGGAGCGACAAGGACAUUGACAGCUUCGUGCGCAGAGUCUACGGAGUCUCCUUCCCCUUGUUCAGUAAGAUAGCUGUUGUCGGAACCGGAGCCAACAAUGUCUACAAAUAUCUCGUCGAGUCUUCUGAAAUGGAGCCUGACUGGAAUUUCUGGAAGUAUCUUAUUGAUGUCGACGGCAAAGUGGUGGAUGCAUGGGGACCAAAAGUUUCCGUACGAGAAAUCCGACCUAAAAUAGCUGAAAUGGUGCGACAGAUAAUCCUAAAGAAGAAGGAAGAGCUUUAGCCAUCUGUCACAUGACCCUUUAGUGUGUGGGUUAGAUUUACAUGCGUUGGUACAUGAACCAAAGAGAUAUUUUGCUGGUAGAUUUGGACCUUCUUUGAAUAUUCCAUUAUAUCCAAGUAACAUAGCCAAAGCAAAUUGUACAUGCCUUCUGAAGGCACUGCUGAAACACCACUAUGUUUUUAUAUUUAAUGUCAAAUUUCAUAUCAGAUGGAUGAUAUUUAAAGCUGCAGCCUUAAGCCAAAUCACUUCUAUCCUUUCUGUUAGACAUGUUGAUAAUGUUUUAGAUUUUGUAUUCAUUCUGAUUUGUUGAAUAAACUUAAACUGUGAUGAGUGAAACCUUGCUAU
This is a messenger RNA of Trematomus bernacchii (emerald rockcod), 1154 nucleotides long. RefSeq names its product glutathione peroxidase 7 (gene gpx7). The record is from RefSeq and is a predicted model, not a curated record. NCBI's taxonomy places the organism in Eukaryota, Metazoa, Chordata, Actinopteri, Perciformes, Nototheniidae. Bases 168 to 809 code for a protein of 213 amino acids. Gene Ontology annotation, molecular function: glutathione peroxidase activity. The transcript is spliced from 3 exons. Gene Ontology annotation, biological process: response to oxidative stress.